Molecule: messenger RNA, 707 nt
Organism: Arabidopsis thaliana (thale cress)
Lineage: Eukaryota; Viridiplantae; Streptophyta; Magnoliopsida; Brassicales; Brassicaceae
Exons: 3
Coding region: 195-404 (69 amino acids)
Source: RefSeq, marked reviewed
ACGUGUCUCUUCCUCUGUCCAUCACUCGGAACGGUCAGGUCACUCACGCGUCCUCCCUUCCGUCUCCAUUCACUGCCACUGGCCUCGAGAGAGCGUGCGUUCCACGCACCUAGUUCCUUUGGUUCGUCAGGCUCGACCACCGACCAGACAUCCUCUUCCAUGAGCUCCAGCUCAAAGGUAGUUUCUCCGUCCACAUGAUGGUCAUCGGACUGCUGAUGGCUCCCAAGAAACCUCUCGCUUCGACUAAUCGGUGGGGGAUGAGGAUGAGCAUGUGUGUGUGUGAAUAUAUAUACACUAAAGCUGAAGGUGGGGUCUAUAUAUAUCUCCGCAUGGGAAAGCACACAAGAUAUGUCGCAGUUCAGCUGUUCGACACGUGUUCACUCAUUGCAAGCAGGUCCAACUAAUUUUGUCUAUUAACGUUGACACGUGGUCUAAUCUGAACCCAUCAAUAGGCAGAUUGAGACCGGACUCGACGAGGGUGUUGUUGGAUUGGAGAGUGAAUGGCUAACGAUGGAGACCGACGAACUAAACUAGCAAAGUCUACAUGUGGUCCAUGAUUGUUCUGUCCUUUCCUUCUUUUUAACUUUGCCUCAAUUAUUAGUGUUUUUAUUAAUCAAUUGAUUACUCAAACUCUUAUCGUUUUUCCACUAUUCAUAUUCGAAUUCAUUACAUAAUCUUAUACCAUAAACACGUGACAUGCAUGUCCC